Messenger RNA from Thelazia callipaeda (thelaziosis nematode), 849 nucleotides. The record is from the annotation of a GenBank genome assembly. Lineage: Eukaryota; Metazoa; Nematoda; Chromadorea; Rhabditida; Thelaziidae.
AUGCAAAACGUAGAGUCGGUAUUAAGGGAGAAUAGCUUUGAAUGUAUGGAUAAUGUCGCUGGCAAUAUGAAACAAAUUUACGAAUUAUUAUUCAGCCAGAGUGGCCGUGAGCAAAUAGACGACUUAUUCGAUUUGUGUCAACCAUUUCCCAAUACUGUAAUGCCCAAAGAUAUUCAACACUUUUUGAGUAAUAUCUUUGAUACUUUUCAGUCGAUCGCCCAAUACAGUGGGGAUAAUCGAUCUGCUCGAACAGGACGAAGCACGACUAAUGGACUUGGCAUUUCUAUGGCUUGUACAAUUAUGAGAACAUCAGUGAGAGGUUGGAUGCGGCAGUGUUGCACAGAACUUGGCUAUCUGCAAACUACUGACGAUGGACAGAGUAUUUUUGGUUCCUCAGUAACUUUAGACUUUUUUGUUGAUAUGUGUAUGGAUAUGUUUGGGGAUGAUUAUGAUGCAAAGUUUAUUGAAGAAGGCGCUGAUCGAGUCAACAAGCAGCUAGGUGGCUCUCCAACUUUUCACGCAAGCAAUGCAAUCCUUCCUCAUGGGGAAAAUGACCCUUGGAAAUCAGCAGGUUAUCAAAUGAACGAUGCGAGUAGCAAUUUGUAUUCAUUCAUAAUUGCAGUUGCUCAAAUGCUCUUCAUUCUUCUCACGUUCAACUUCUGCAUUUGCAUAUCACAACCAACAAAUCAUUGGCAAUCACAAUUUUUAAACCUUGAUGGUCGCGCACCCCAAUUUGCUGCACAAUUUUCAAGCUUCCCGCUCUUUGUGCCUCCACCGCCUCCACCACCUCCACCUCCACCACCUCCACCUCCACCACCUCCACCACCUCCACCUCCACCACCUCCACCA